CUGGGCGACUCGGCUGCGGGUCAAGGCUGCUUUGCUCAAUACAAGCCAUCUUCGGUUAUGCCUCCGACUCAUGGCACGAUAUGGACACAACAGACCGCCCAAGGUUUACAGCCUGCCGGCAUCUUGCUGGCGCUGCUUAUGCUCGGCUUU
This is a messenger RNA of Zymoseptoria tritici IPO323, 150 nucleotides long. RefSeq lists its product as uncharacterized. The transcript has a single exon. The record is from RefSeq and is a predicted model, not a curated record. The annotation marks the transcript as partial. Lineage: Eukaryota; Fungi; Ascomycota; Dothideomycetes; Mycosphaerellales; Mycosphaerellaceae.